AUGGUUCACAAUACUGGUUUUGGUAGAGUUGGCAUAGUGGGGAAUGAUGGAGAUGUGGGCAAUGGUGGUAGCGUUGGCUUUGGAAAAGUUGGCAAUGGAGGCAACAAAGGAGGCAGUGUUGACUUUGGCAACGUUGGCAAUGGAGGAAGCAAAGGUGGUAGUGUUGGCAACUUUGGCAAUGGAGGUAGCAAAGAUGGUAGUGUUGGCUUUGACAAUGUUGGCAAUGGAGACAGCAAAGGUGGUAAUGUUGGCUUUGACAACUUUCGCAACAGAGGCAACAAAGAUGGUAGCGUUGGCUUUGGCAACGUUGGCAGUGAAGGCAAAGGUGGCAGUGUUGGUUUAGGCAAUGUGGGUAUGACUGGCAAGUUUGGUAUACUGGGUUGA
This is a messenger RNA of Quercus robur (English oak), 384 nucleotides long. RefSeq lists its product as uncharacterized. The record is from RefSeq and is a predicted model, not a curated record. The coding region runs from base 1 to 384 and encodes 127 amino acids. Lineage: Eukaryota; Viridiplantae; Streptophyta; Magnoliopsida; Fagales; Fagaceae. The transcript has a single exon.